This is a messenger RNA of Mytilus trossulus (common blue mussel), 2888 nucleotides long. RefSeq lists its product as uncharacterized. NCBI's taxonomy places the organism in Eukaryota, Metazoa, Mollusca, Bivalvia, Mytilida, Mytilidae. The record is from RefSeq and is a predicted model, not a curated record. The coding region runs from base 200 to 1093 and encodes 297 amino acids. The transcript is spliced from 7 exons.
UAAGAUUUCCCGAGACUUGUAUUUAUCAAAUUAAUAAUUAAUGGGUCCAAAGGUCAUGCCUUUUCAUAUAGUUUGACAACGCUUAUACACAGAUUCCUCGUAAAAGUUUUAAUAACUGCUGAAACGAUUGGUUUGAAUUCUUAUGAAAAAUGUUUGAUCCAGAAUUGGAAGUUACAUCUGCAUUAGUUUUCACCGUAUAAUGAUGCUACAUCUUUUGGAUGUAUAUGGCAGUUGUUUUGUAAUGUUAUAUAUUCUACAUCAUUAUGGACCAGUCAAAUCUGACAUGUGGGAUGAAAAAGAAACGUACUGUAGCUGUUGGAGAUCAAAAGCAGAAUGUUCGACAAAUAAUAGAUUGGUUCUAGAAAUUUCUAUGGAUAAUUGUUCAUCUUCUUGGUUAUGGGAAAUGAGACGUUCAUCUCAAACAACAGAUUUUCAAUACAAUGUUUACUUUAACGAAUCACGUAUUGAAAACAACAUAGUAACUUGUCACAGGAAAAAGGUUCCAUCUUGUAAGGUAUACUUACCAAAAAAGACUGAGAUAACCAUCACCGUUGCUCCUUUCUGCCGCUUUGUCCGUUGCCGCCCAGUAAAACGCAUUAUAGGUUGCUAUGACGAUGUAUAUUCAAUCAACCAGAAUGAACUGAUAGCUUCACACAAGAAUGAGCAUAGUGACCCAGAUAUAACAAUGAUUGUGAUGAUCGUUUCUGCUGUUUUUUUGGUUGCAGUUCUUUUCGCAAUUUUGAUAAAAAGGCGAGCAGACACAUUAUGCAAAGCAAUGCAAGACAGUAGUUUUAGUGAAAAAUUGGCAUUAAACACGACCACACAAUUUGAUUCGUCAAUACCUUCAGCAAUUGAUCACGAACAUUCUACUAGUGAAACUGGUACAAGCAGUUCUAACAAUUCAUCCCACCAAGCUACCAAUCAUAUUGCACAUCCUAAUCAACUUAUAUACAGUCGUAAUAAUGUCUGUCAACACCGUACGCAAGAUGACAAUUACUAUGAUUCGUCACAAAGACACGAAUAUACUAUUGACCAUCAUAUUUCAAAAUCCGAACAAGAAUUGAUUGACAUAAAUUUCAGUCCAAUCUUAUGACAAUUUCGACUUUUCAUCCAAUAAUAAGAAGGGUAUACAAGUAUGGAGCAUGGAAUACUUUGUUCUUCUUUUUUCAUGGCGUUUAUAGCAAAACAUUUUUUUACACAUACAAGAGUAUGACACAUCUUAAUCUCAUUCGGUUAACUGCUCAGUAUUUGUGAUCGUGUACUCAUCAAUAUCUUCUUUAAUUCAAUUCUGUUUUCAAUUAAACACACUAUCGUAACAAUUUGUUUUUGUAAAAUUGUCUAAACGUGAAUAGGCCAUUGUUUUGAAUUCCACAUAGAUGAUGUUUUUCUUUCGUAUAAUUAUUGACUUCGUAGUAAAAAAAAUUGUGGUAGCAUUAGCAACAAAUGCAGUGUUUGUGAUCUGAUUGUCAAAAGAAUGAAUGCUGAAAAAAUGCUUAUAUUUAAAUUUGACAUUUUUAGUGGGCAGUAAGUUGUAUAAUCCUCCAGGAUGCUUUGUCAGUGUUAAUAAUGAUAAUAACACAUAUGCCAUGAUGCAAGCUUUCUAGACUAUUUUCAUGUUUGUAUAUUGAAAAUGAUUAAAUUGUAACCAAUGAGAAGUGCACAAACCUGCCACAUACUAAGGUUAUCGAGAAAUGUUCAAAAUAUGAUAUCAGAUUAUUGGAAAUCAUAUAUAUGCAUCUUGUACUUUGAGUAUUAAUAUGUUUUAACAAACAACAUUUUGAAAUCCAAAUUAAGUUUUUUGUAUUAUUCAAGGGUUAAAUACAAACUACAUAUUUUCUAUCCUUUGCGUGUAUAUUUCCAAAGUCAAACGCCUGGUUGGCGAUUAUCUGUGGUUGUGUCGUUCAGUUUGUUUGUUCUUUGGGUAGUUUAGUAUUAAAAGAGAAUCUCAAUCUGCAACUUACUAGACGCAGGGCCGAUUUGGAAUUAUUUUGGAUCCUAUUGCGACACGUAUCACUUGUUGACUGAAGCGAUGUCUUUUUGUUGCUGUCUCGUUGGUGUGCAUCUCACAUCCGUUUGUGCUUAUACUGAAAAGUCUAUAAUAUAUAUAUACAAUGUAUAAAAAUAUGAAAUUGUUUACUUCUAUCUUAAUAUAUUACGGUGGGCUGUAUUCUAUAUCAUGAUCGCUUAUAAUAACUAUAAAAAAUGUAAGUAUUGAAAAAAAGUAGUGGAUAACUCUCAUACAAAAGAUACAUUCACUUUGUCUUAGUUUUUUUAUAAUCUGCUAUUUAUAUAUAUUAAAGAUACAUCAAGGGUCUAGACUAGGACUUAUAUGACUGUUUGCAUUAAAGUGAGGUGUUAAAAAUGUUUAUCGCAUUAACCAAGUUACUGGCUAAGUCAUAAUUGAAAGUUUAUAUCCAUUAUAUUAAAGAUUUUAAGAGUAUAGGUCCUUUAUAAUAGAGUUUUUAGAAUAAUAACAUUAAGAUAAAAGCAUAUCUGUGUAUAAGUAUUCCAAAACUCGCUUUCAAUGAAUACAUUGUUUUGAUUAUGGAGUACAGCUUUAUUGUAUCGGUAAUGCGUCAAAAAUCAUAUAUUGACAAAUGGUACAAGUAAAACAAUAAUUGUGAAUGCAAGUGUUGGUACUAUUACGUCUACUAAGUUCAAACUGUUAUGAUAGCUAACUACAUAUAAUAUAAUUAAUUAUGUGAUGAAUGGAAUGAUAUAUACGUGUAUUAAUUAUCUAGCAUCAGAAUAUGGUAUUUUCUCCAAUUUGUUCGAGUUAUUAUAGUAUGCAUUAAAAUCCCCUUCUCAAAAUGUGUUAACUAUUUGAAACCAACUAUGAUAAGAGAACUUUGAGAUUUUAACCUUUUUGUUGAAAUCUCUGUCUUAAA